Messenger RNA from Spirometra erinaceieuropaei, 12387 nucleotides. Lineage: Eukaryota; Metazoa; Platyhelminthes; Cestoda; Diphyllobothriidea; Diphyllobothriidae. The record is from the annotation of a GenBank genome assembly.
AUGGUAAGUACAAACUUCGGGUGGUCCUCACACAGCAUCGUUUGCUUUUGUAAGAAGUCUAUUUCCUGCUUACCCAGUGAUGCAACGUACCUAUUCUGACAGUAGUAAGGUCUCUGACUCUAUGACAUUGGAACUGUAAUUAGUUGCCCGAACCACGCCAGCUAUCCAACUGCGGGUUGCUGCCCUUUGCUUUGUUAGGUCCCAGUUCUGUCCAUAUAUAGUUGUGUUAAAGUCAUCACUCUCUUUACGGAUCUGUGUCUGGUUCCUAGCUGGGCAUUCUUGGGAUACCAAAACAGUCCUCAAGAACAAUACUUUUUGUAGUUGAUCUUGCGUAGUGGAAUUCACCUAAAGUUUUUUCUUUCACACUUGCGUUUGUAACCUUUAAUUCUCAUUUGAAUUACUCGACCUUCCUCAGAAUAAGUAAUUAUCGCGGCACACUACCCGCGGUUGGACGUCGGACUCGCAGUUAUAGUCGUUUAGGGAUACUUCUCUCCCCGAGUUCCUCCGAAGUACCAAGUGCGGCGUUUUUUCCUAUCCAUCCAUACCCUGCCCUCUUUUGGUCACCGAGGUUCCAGCCAAACUAGUUGGUACAUCUGCACUUCGGGCUGUUUCUGGUGAGGUGCAGCCCCAUUUCGACGGUCGAUUUCCAGGUUUAAGUUUUCGUCGGCACUAUUUGACAACUGCAUCUGCCGACCGCAGGGCGUUGACCCGGGUUUUUUAGAUGCCCUUCACAGAAAAACUGGUUUUGGACGUACGGCAGUUCGACUGUCCAUUUCGAUGAUGUCCACUGUGUGCUCUGCAUCAGGCUGGGCCCAGGGAGGGUGACUUGCGCUUGGAUUAAUUCACAGUGAUGGCAGACUUGUAGUGGAUCAAACGCACUCUUUCCUCCUCCCCCACCUGGUCCUGGUGUCAAGACAGAUUCAAAGAGACCGCAGAUGUCCAGCGCAGCACGAGCCCGCGCCCAGACGUGCUUCCAUACCUCCUGGUUCAGCAUAUAAACGACCAGGAUUUCAAUCAACAAUAAAAAGCGGGCAGUUCGUAUCUCAUCUGAAUUGCAGUGUAUAAAGGCCGCAUUAAGAAAGAGCCGUUCCGGUCUGACUCAGUUCAUCGUUUGGUCACUCGGCACACAUACUGGGUUAAGGUCGAGUCGUGGGUUGAAUCGUCUUUUGGCAACCUUCCAACCCACGGCUUUAGCGCACAGUGAUAUAUUCGAGCACGUCAGAUUGUUUACAGCAGGUAGCAUAUGUUGAGAGUCCACCUCUCUCCCCUCCCCCUUGCACCAAUAGAUUGCACGAGCCGGUCAACCAACCGAUGCUGAGAUUGGGAAUAGAAGCUGACGGAUCUAAUAACAGCCCGUCUGCGCGUCCCACGCACACGGCUUGAGUCCCCGCGCAGCACACCGGGAUUCCACACAAAGGGGGAGGUCUACUCGGAUGUCGCAUGUUGGCGGAAGAACCGAAGAGCACACUUCGCACUUACUUGAGAGCUGUCUGAUUUACGUGUGCGUUGUGUGCUGUUGGACGUAUUCAUGUGUGUUCCAUGUGCUUAAGGACAAGUGUGUGGUGAUGCAAUCUAGUCUGGGUUAAUUUACCGCAAGUCUUCAGGAAGGCGCAUUUAACUGAAUAGGCCUAUGUGAUGACUGAAUGGGUGCGGCCAGUGUAGGCAGUGACGAAUAGUGUUUGUUGGUUUACGAGGCACUGGUUUGCCAGUCUGUGUACGGCGAAUUCGCAUAUGAUCGGCCAGGCCGAUGCGUGAUGUGAAUGCGCGAUGGCAGGGUUGGUAGGAUAUGUUGGGAGCUACUGAGUCGGUUGUGGCGAUGCUGCUAGUGGUGGCCGCUUUGACGGACGGGGAGUUGGCAGUGCUGGAGAUGGAAUAGCUGUCGGAUGUGUCAGGUGUGCUUGAUUCGUCGAUUUUGCGCAGAAUUCCGCUGGUAUGUAUCCACAAGUGUCCAUAUAGGUCAUCAAAGUACAUCAAAAGAUACCAUGACCUCAUUUGGAUGGAUGCUUACUCCUUUGAGUUUCUCCAGGAAUUGUGCUGACGAAGAGACCGUGGUGUCUGACUCAGCGGUCAGGAACUUGAGACGCACGCAAGUCACCGUGGUUUCUCUUAAUUUGCAGCGGAGCACACGGCAGACGUCGUGGACUACGACGGUCGAACUGUCGUGUUACUGUGUUUUUUUACUGGGCACUUUUCCAUAGACAAUAUCAGACAUUGCGCUAUGUCCCUACUAGGAAGCAUCGGGGUGCACAUGCAGUGUCUAGAUGUGUGUGAAUGCAUUUGUAUACUUUGAAAGCAGCGCAGGUAAGCGCGUGGCAACUGUACUAAAUGAAUGGUCAUUCCGGCGUUCGGCUAUUCCGCAUAAUUAUAGCCAUUGUAAAACUCUAAUGCACUCUUUUAUCAUGUGAUGAAUUUUAGGACCAGGUAAUUCUUUUAAAAAAUCGAUACAAAUUGGUAUUUUCCGCAUCUUUUUCUGCAGCUGUGAAUAGGAAUAACGAAAGCAGUUAAUUUUGACGCAAAGACUUGCCGCUGCUCAGUAGUACAACUGCCGAGAGCUGCUUGUUUGUGUGGAAGUGUUUCCGACCCGAAGGCCAGCGUACUAUCCUGUACAAAUGUAUCUGUGCGUCUCGUGCUCCCCUAAGCAACCGUUUUUAUUUGAGAGUAUAUUUUUGAAUUGUGAUCUAUUUUUCCCGUGUUUUGACGUCUAAUCUAGACCUAAGUUACGUCCCUCGCAUUUGGUAAGCGUAAUACCAAACAUGCCGAAAUUAAAAAAUUCAGUUUUCGGUCUGGCUUUUUAGUUGAAUGUUAUAAAUGAUUCCGUUAAACUGUUAAUUGACAUCUACGUUUGCCUGUUUCUGUUUGGUAACUAAAUGGUUGAAUUUUUUCAGCUUUCUGGGUUCUACGUGAAACCUUUAUUCUGCCUGUCAGUCCUGAGUACCUUGGCUGCACAAAUUAUUUCGGUAAAACUUAGUCGCACGUUUCUUGUAAGUACUCUUUUUCAUUCAUUCUCUAUCAUAUGCCUCCAUUAGUUUAUGAAACUGUGUGAUGGUGUAUUGCGUCAAUAUCCCUCAUCUCAUUUACUACCUCGAUGUCCGAUUUACCCUAAUAUGCUCAUGAGUUUGAUGUCAUUCAUCGUUUUCCGACCUUAAACCAGUCACGUUUGCUUUAUCAAUUAGCUUUUAUAAUGCCGUUGACACCUAGAUUACUUUGUCCACGGCUCUUGUCCAUAUCCUCUAGAAAGUAAACAAUUUCUUACGUUGGUACUCCCUUUGACUUCUCACCCCCCCCCCAAUCACCAUAAUUUCAGUACACUUUCCCUGUCAUAAAUCAGUUAAGAGGCCGAUGCCUUCCCGUUUUUGCCAAAAAAAUUAGUAAAAGCUGUUCAUUUCUUGUAGUAUUCCUGUUUUCCCUCUGUUUUCACUUAUAAGGUGGUUCUUGCUACUGUAGCCCACCUAACUGAGGAGAGCAGUGGUACUCCUCUUGCAUAUCAUCAUAUUCUGCUAUCGUUUACCACUAAAUCAGGACGUUCAUAGAAUAAUAAACGCUGCACUUAUCUGCACUUUGGUUCCUUUUUUCGCUUUAGACUUACCUCUGCGUGGUAUCCACUUCUUUGGUAUCAUGCAUUCUUCUCAUUGAGCACUUUAGAAACCAAGAGAACUACCCAAGUGAGGUACUAAUGUAAGUUUUGCUAAAAUUCAUAUGCCUCGUUUUUGGUCCUAUUUACACUAAGUUCACCAAGGACAGCCAAAACACGAACUGAAUUUGAGUGCCACACGGACGAAUAAGGAUUUAACAUACAGUGGAUUUUCUGUCUCAUGAAAUGUUGGCCGAAAUUCUGAAAUGCGCUUUCGAUUCAAAAAGAUAACUUAAGUAGAGCUGUAAAAACAAUAAUCCCAAGAUAUUUCAGCCACCCCAGAAAUUCGGCUUUCGAACAAACUUCUUUCCUGCCGCCUCCAAAACCUCCACUCUGAAAAGUAUGUACUUAAGUGGUGUGCAUUUUUCUCAUUGAUUUUCAAUGCUUUUGUAAAGUCAAAUAUAUAAUUUAGAAGAUACGCAUUAAAGCAUUCGUUCGUUUACCAGCUGGGUAGCAAAUGACAUCUGUAAAUUUUAUAUUUGAAGAAGGAGUAUUUUUCGGCCUCAAAAAGUUUCUACUCAUGAGGUAUUUUAAGAACAUGAAACACUCCUUCGUGAAACAGCGUAUCUCUAUAUUUUUUAAACAUUGCUUGUAAAGUAUAGAAUAUGGUUCAAAUCCACCGCAAUAUUUUAUGAAUCAUAUUUGAUACCUUCCUACUAACAUACAGAAAUGCGUCCUUUUCCUUGCACGGAAAAUAUGCAGCCUUUAGUUGGGAGAUCGUGGAUCCAAGUGUAAUGGCAGGUGGGAUUCAAGAUUAUUCGGGAAUUCAAAAAAACUUUUUGGAACCGAGCUUCUCUCUUUGCUCAGAUAUAAAGUUCAAAGAAGACGUACUUCGAUGCCCAGUAAGCUAAUGAACGAAUAUUUUUGUGCGUGUCGUAUACAUAAUACAUCCGGAUAUAUAAGAACGCUGAAAAUCAGUGAGAAUAAUGCAUACUAUUCAAAUGGCUAUAUUUUAGUGAGUGGCUUUUGCAAACGGGAGGAAAGAAGUCCAUUCAAAAACCGGUAUCCUGACGUGACCUAACUAUUGUGGGAUUCUGCUGCACCACCGGUAACAUUGCAACCCUACUUAAGUUAUCAUUUCGAAUCAAAAGCACGCUUUAGAAUCUCGGUCAAAAUUCCAUGAGAUAACCCAUCUACUGCAUGAAGGUCCGGGCGAGGUUUGGUCCUGCAGCGCCACUUGAUUGAUACCAUAUGCUUAGCUUCCUAGAACAAUUUUGGUAAACAUACCUAAUUUAGCCAUUCGCUGGAUUAGGAAGGGAAAGAGGGCGUGAACGGGACUUUGUGCAAGCUCAGGGAAACGCGCGGGACGUGAACACACCCCGCAACAGAGCCACUCGCUGAAUUAAGGGGAUAAGGAGACCGCAAUCACAACUGGAAGACCACGGAGGAAAUUGCGUGUUACUUCGCAGUUCAUGGCCAUCAUAAUGGACCCGUUGGAAUUCCAAAUCGUCCGAACAAUGACACUAGGAAGUCUACUUUGCCACUCGUCGGAUUGGGAUAAUAAAGAGGGUGCAGGCAGGGCUCGAAGCACGCGCAGGGGGAGCGCGUGUGAACUGAUACCUGCAGUAACUGAGGCUGGCGUAUGACACGUGAUGCGUUUGGAGUCAGCGUAAUCGCACCUGCUCCAAUUGUUUUAUGACGCUAACCAUAUGGUAUUAAUUAAGUGGGACUGCAGGACCAAACCAGACCAUUUUUUGUUUAAGGAGACCGGUCAAAGGAGUGUGCGCGCCUCAUUUUCUGCGCCAGAAGUGAAAAUCCAUAAAGCAAUAUCUGACAGAAGAAACUCAUGGACACCGGCUCGGGGCGGGUCUAGAAUGGGGGCAAUUUGCUUGUCUGGUGCCAAACCACGGAUGACGUCGUUUAUUAAGAGUUCGGCCCUGCCAGCCAAAAAUUUUGCAUUUAUGAUGCCUAUUUGAAUGAAGGUGUGCAAGAAAAGUUGACAUCUAGACAUGAUGACGUUCAAAUCAUGCUAGGGGGGAAUAAAGUUCGGAGUUGGUGGGAAAUUGGGAGGAGGAAAAUUUUUAGUUAAACAAACUGACAUGAUUAAUUUCGAGCGGCCAAACAUUUGAACCGUUAAUUAAAUUCUGGCACAGUUGCUUUUGCGACGGAUGCUCUAGACUUCGUCGCCGAUCUUUGCAGAGCCAAAUUUGCGUUACUUAACUGGUGAGCGACCAGCAGCUGUCCGCAAGGCCAGCGUAUGCCUUGUACUCCUGGGCCUACUUAGUGGACUACAAUUCUCGGACAUGCGUCAGACACUACACUAGAGCACUUUAUUUAUGUGGAAUACGGGACAUAGAGGACUCAUAGAUGACGGUGAUACCUGCAACACCCGUCGCUAGUUUGCGCGAUGGUAAUUCGCACUUUCGUGCGGAACAUUAUUUUACCAUUUGAUUCAUCCAUAUGCCAUCGCCUGUGUCAGUAAGACUUUUCUGGCGUUUCUACGUCACCGAUUUUUUAUUUAAGUGCAAAGCCUGACUUUUUGGAACUCACAAGUUUUAAGGAAAUUGCCAUUUUUACAGAGUUACGAAACACGGCCUGCCGCAGGAUAGCAGCAACCGUCUCGUGACCAUGAGAUUGCCCACUGUGCGAAAGAAAUUCGCCACCGUAGCUAGUCCAUAUGCUCAUCCUCCUCCAGUGGCCAACUUUGACGACGUGUUAAUUAAUUCGUACGAUGACUUGCAUGUCCUCUUUGCGACCCGGCAAAAGACAGUGAAGUUUGCUCCCCUUGGUAGGUACAAAUAAUGUUAUCUAGGGGUGCCAGGUAAGUAUAGCGUCGGCAACGGUAGCUCCCUUCUCUUGUCCUCCACGGAGCAGUCGUCUCCGCACCAACGCCUUUUGUCGCUUUCUGGCCAGAAGGAUUGCAACUUGGUUGCACCCUCGCGAUGCUAGUAAGUGCGGCCGCUCGACGUUUUCGAAGGUACUUGACCCUGCAUGAGCCGAGAUGCGUCCGGUGGAUAACCCUUGCCGUUUUGCUUCUUUGCGGGAAGCCCUAGUUUCAUGAUCGAAUAUCGGAUUUCAGCCCUCAGUGUUUGAACGAUGCUAUUUCUCGGCGGUCUUAGGAGAUAAGCUACGGCUUAGGAAGUGCUGUCAAUGCAUGGAAUCGAGCGGCAGGUUUCCGGCUGUUCUAUCAUUGGACUUUCUCCCAAAGUGGGCAACAAAUGGCCACGGGUCCGUGCGCACUAACACGCUAGAGCAAUGAGGAUGCAUCCGUUUUCUCUGGUGGCGAAAUAGUCUCUCCCUUCAAAACUAUCAUUUGGAAAAUCGUGAUUUAUCAUUGAAUGUGUAUUAAAAACUCGUGUUUAUACAUCCGAAAAUCAGUAAAAAAAGGUCUAUACCGCUUAAUUUGCGAUUUCUUGUAAUGUACAUGAGCGGCUGACAGAAUGGCCGGUCAAGAGCCAUCAUGCUUACCUGCAGGACCCGACUGGAAAUUGUAUUUCGUGCUAAUUGUUUUUUUCUUUUCUGCGUCUGUCGACGAAUUGUAUUGUUUUAUGAAAUUCUGCGCAUUUUGAUAGUGUCGCUGACUUCGUACCGACACCUGCUCUGUCCUGUGGAGUCUCCCUUUAUAGGAGCACUUAAGCUAGUUGUUCGACCGUGCCCAUUUUACUGAAACAUUGGAUGUUUUUUUCACUUUUAGGUUUAUUAAGGCAUUUGGCCCGCUUACAAUGGGACUGUGGGUCGCAGGGAACGUGCUAAUCGCACGAAAACUCGCCGGCUGUGUCCCUGAGGUUUAAUCGCGAUCUUUGGCUUUUUCCCAUGUUUCUCAUGCCUCUCCGCACUGCUUUUGUCGUAAUUCACGCGGUUCCGUGCAGCCUAGGCAGAGGUUUACAGAGCACCUUUGUGUUUUAAGGAAUUCACCGAGACUGGUAUUCUGUAUGUCCAGCAAACUGGCGAGUAUCUUUCGGGUACUUUCUUUGACGCAGCAGGCAACAUUUUCGGGCAGUCGUAACAAUCGAGUCGAGUAAGUGGCGGAUAAACUUUCAUGUGUCUUGGACCAAGCCUUACUCCCUACUCAAAAUGCAUGACUAGAUAUCGGCGAUAGUUGCCAGCCCUUCUUGUCUUUUAUUACUGAGCCUCUGUAGUCAACAACAGCGAUCGCCUGUGGAUAGCUUAUUAAGCAGAAAUGAGGAUUGCUCCUUUCGAAUAUACAAGGAACUUUUACGAUGUUUUAACCUAGGAAACCGUGUUUAUAUAUGACAUGGGAGGCAGUCGGAACCUGGGUAAAAUAGAGGAAAACGAGUUAAACGCCGUAGUUGCCCAGUUUUUAUUGAAUUCUGGCAAACUGGUCGAUCAAGGAUGGGUAGGCGGGCCUUUUCGUAUGAACAGUAGUUGUCUGUUCGGUAUUUAGAUUAUUCAGGCUGGACAGCCACCCACCUGUCUGUUUGCAAUCUCGGGCCAAACUAGCUCCGUUAUCUGAAACCCCGGGUUUUGACAUGAGACCAUAUUCAGGGUGAUAAAGUAGCGAAGUAAAUAAUAGGGUACAUUGAUAAGGACAGGGAGACUGAAAUCGCAGCUAUGAGUUGUUUUUUUUUGUUGGUGUACAUACAUUGUCUUAUGUCCAGUCGCAUUAAAUACUCGAAGGUAGAGUAAGGCGAGGGAAUCGUGAAUAAACCUAGAACGGCUGUUGCUUCAUUUACCCCCUUGACAGUCUAACUUUGAGGUUUAGGGUACUUUUGGUUCAGGAAUAAUCAGGUCGGGAUGUAUAGUCGUUUUGGCAGCUUAGGCUUUGAGUUAGUCGAUAUUUAGCAAAGAACUUUUCCCGUUACUAUGAAAUUGCAGUCCCCAACUAUUGCUAUAAAGGCAGACUGAACCGAACUAGUUUGCAGGUCUCACAAAGCCAGGGUUUGUAUGCUUUUAUAACUCUUUUCGUUGAAUGCAGGCGCCUCACCAGCUUUGUUUAUUUAAGCAAUCCAUGCUGCUAGGCGCAUUCGCAUAGUUUCUUAAACCCUUGUGAAAACAACGCGCUCCCAAGGCGGCUUUUGACACUUCACCCUAUGUGUACCGAGCACGUUUCGGCCUUGUAGUAGCGCAUCGUCUUACCAAGAACCGCCUUAUCGUUAAUUGCUGCUAUAAGCGCAUUUGUUAAUACAGUCCAGUUGUGCGUCACGGAUUAGUCGCCUUCUCAUGUUUCUGACACGCCAAUUAGUAUUCAGCUGUCCAACGCUCCUAACUUUUUCUUUUGUAGAAAGCGGGAUACUCAUCGGUACUGGCCCACAAUAUGUAUACAACCCUGUUAGCUAACGUUCAGUUUGUAUCCUUUUGUGAUUCGUAAUUAAUCACACUUUCCAUAAAUACCUAUUAUUUUUUAUUGACCUCAUUUUCUGUCAGCGUGUUACGUUAACCCACAUUUCCAGACGAUUUCCACGGACUUGCCUCCUUUGUGUAGUUUUAUUUUACGAUUUCUACUUAUUAUCCAGGAUGUUACACUGUUUCCGUAUUAUCCAGCUUUCCUGAGUCCAGCGUAGUUUUUGGCCUAUGGGAGGGGGUCCGGCAUAUGCUAAUCCCAUCUGGCUUGGACACAGUUAUGUGUGCUCACCUAAACCAUCUUCAUCUUUUUAUGUUUUCAUGAACACGUUUUCCUUCGUAAAGGGCCUCUAUUACCACCAUUCUCGUAUUACAUGUGACAUUGUGCCAUAUUUCAGUGGGGUGAAUGCACACAUCCAAGUCGGACCUCCAGCGCCUCAUUAUAAAACUCACCAGUCCAAACGGGACACUCACUCGGACUAUAAAUUGCAUUCACUAGUUUUUUUCUUUCAAGCGGUCCGCUUUACAGAACCCGUAACUGAGUGCAAACUGAUAACCGAAGGACUGUGCAAAAGCUCUGCUAUUUUCGCAAGACUCACUAUGUUCAAAAAACUGUACAGUCAUUUGUCCGAAUUGUUUUUGCCCCAAAUGGUAUUUUACUCCAUAGUACCCUUAACUCACUUCGUCCAGCUUCUGGCACUUUCGGUGUAUUUAUUCGGCCUCGAUUUAUUCUCCGACAUGGCCAGGUAAGUAGGCACAGCACUUUGCGCCCAGAUCUGCCUCCGUUUGUGCAUGCAUGUAACUUCAUUCAUCGUGCCUGAUUCCAAGGACUCCAUAGUGCAGGUCCACGGAAUCGAUAAAACAUCCACGGCAUCGAUAAAAACAUAGAUUCAGCCUGUCUACGGCGGAGUUCUGGGUGGAGAUGAACCAACCGACUACUUUACUUUGGCAUCCGAGCAUGGUGAAUGUGUAAAAAAGUGUGGUACAUGCCGCACAAGGCUGCCUCGCCAAAAGCAAAUCCAGGCUCAAGUCACGGCCUCACUCGCCGCCUAGGCAUUGGUGAACUCCUUCGCACUCCGGUGAUCGAACUAUCAUGCUCUGCCAGUUUGUUUUUUGCCCUGAUUUUACAUAGCACCAAUGUGAGCCUCACGUUAGGAAAUAAUCCUACUCCUUUUUAUAGUUUAAAAACCAGCGUAUGAGUUCAGAUCUUCCAUCCACUUCUAUACUGUGUGUGAAUUAAAUUUCCCGUUUUAGGAAAAUUAGUUCUCGCUUGUGGCAGAAGCUUCCGAGUAUAGGAGUGAUGUUGUCGGGGGUAAGAUACUUGCCUAAUUGUUCUUUACUACAAAAUUCCAGGAAUCUUUUCUGAAAAUGUUCAACCCCUUUUUUAUCAUUAAGUACUGAAGGAUCUUUUUAAAACCAACGUACAAUUACUUGACAAGGGCAUACCCUGACAUGGAUGAGUUGAUACGAGGCUUAACGCCCUUUCACUGUUUUCGCGCCGUCUCCAUAUUCCAGUAGUUUCAAUCACACGUAAUAAAUUCCAGAGACUGCAAGAUCUUCGCAGUUACGUACUUCGUGCCCGUCUUCUCAGAUACUCUGCGUCGCUGUCAUCUCGUGUUUUUGUUUGAACCCAAAUAGUGUCCUACUUCCAGUGUUUUGAACUCUCUGAGACUUUCAGAUAAAUGUUUAAGCCACCCAUCAAGUAUACAAAAGCACCUGAAUUGGUUUGCAGUACAAGUUGCCACGAGAAAUAUUAUCAAGUCACUUUAUGUACGAUGGCAUUUUGCCAUUUAAUUUCACAUCUGUCCAGGCACCUGUGUUAGCCACAAUAAAUGACAAAGAGCUAUUUACGUGGAAUGUACCGCUUCCAUGAAUUUUCUCAACAUUCAUAAAUUCAGUCAUAUUCGUCAGAAAGGAGGGAUAGAAUUUGCCCUCCUUAUGCUGGCUUUGUUUGACCCUUUUCGUAAAUUUCAUUAUUGGGAGUGAAAAUUUGCAUGUAACUUUCUUACAUGCAAAUUUUCAAUCCCAAUAAUGAAAUUUACGAAAAGGGUCAAACAAAGCCAGCAUAAGGAGGGCAAAUUCUAUCCAAAGAUGCUCAUAUGAUUAUUACGAUAGAAAAUACCCCUGGAUUUAUUAUGCUGGUAACGAAGUGUGCAACUUGGGCUACAGUUGUUGGGUCAUGGGCUCAGUUUAGACAGCAUGCGUUGCAGCUAAUCUAGAAACAGAGAAAGAAAAAAUUCGAAAAAUGUUAAAAAUGUACACAAAUUAUCACACUUCUGGGCAUAAAAUGCAUUUUGUCGCAACAUUUGAAGUAAAUUCCUGCAAACCUUUCUCUGAAUGACCGUUAGACUCGGAGGCAAACUCUUUGGGCAUCUUUCGCGUGGAAGCUUUUGUGAAUUUUUUGGGAGAUGGCAUAACUAUUGUCAGUAUAUUAAAUGCCUUUUGCUCUUCUUCAAACUGAAUCUUGCAGCACCAAAAUAUACUUUAGAUGUACUUUUCGAAGCAUAUGCUGUCGGCCAACACUUGCAACAGCAGACUAAUUAAUGCAUUUUUCGACCUACUUGCCAUUGGGGAUUUUUGAACCAAACCACUUCACCAAAACUGGAGUAAAAUGUUCAUGCAUCGCGUAGAAUAACCCAAAAUGAGUUGUGACUUAUGCGCAGUUUUGCAUUUAAGGAAAAGUCGAACGGAUAUGCCUAACGCUCCAAAUGUAUUAGGACACAGUUUUGAGCCUUGGAAAUACCCUUACUUUCAUGUUCCAUCCUGCCUGGUCCUAUUAGAAUAAGCUCUGGAAACUUUUAUAUGUACAUUGCUCACGUUCGUAUACGUUUCGCAGAAAAUAACCAUUUAUUCCAUGGUGCGUCCGCUAAGUUUUUUGAUGAUUUAGUUGGUUAAAGUGAAUCCCUCAAACCUCCAAUUUCCGUGUACACUUGCAUGUCGCCGUCUUUUUCGAGCUAACAGAUGAAAUAUGCAGAAGAGCAGGUAUUUAUUUGACGUUUCGAAUUCUUGCGCGAACCCAUCGCCGAAGAAUGCAAUUUUUUCCAAUUUUUCUAUGCGUGUCGAGUUAUACCGGUCAAAGCAGAUAAGUAGACAUAUUUUCCAAGUGAAAAUUACCUAGGUCUUCUGAGUUGAUUCCUGGGAAACAAAUCCCUGUGGCCCCCAUUCGUAAGAAUUACUCAGCAAUUAAGUGAUAAGUCUAACAUUUGUGUGAGGACUAUAGCUUGCAUGAACUAUACUACAUAUUUUUCGUAUUUUAGGUCAUACCGAUCUUGUUGCUUGUUGUGUCCCAUGUGAAGACGCGAGUCUGGCAGCGCAGAAGCAUUGGGAGCGGACAUCAGUCGCUGCAAAGCCUGAACGCAAUCACAAUGUUUUGGCUUUUCCUGAUUUCCCAAUCGUUUUGCCUUUUGACCAUGCGUGGUCACGGUUCCUGGGCCGAAAUUGGCGCCAGCUUGGCAUACACUCUGAUUGUCCCUACCUUCUGUCUACUGGCAGGCCUGCUGUUUCUGACUCUUUGA